AUGUCUUACAUCACACGAGUACAAACCGAGGUUAAGACCAGCCCAGGCCUACAGCCGUUAUUACAAUUUCUUUCUCAGGAUACCCCCGAGAUAUCUCGAAGACAAACCCGGAUUAAGCUUAUCGAACAUGCAAAAGACUCUAAAGUACAAAAACUACCACUCCUUGAUCACCCUAGCCUACGAGAUUUUAUCUCCAGGAUCAAUGUCGCCGCCGGGAUGAUAGAUGGAGAUAUAUUCGGGUGCACCUUAAUAGUAGAAGACAUCCAGCCCUGUCACAUCCGGGACCUAGGAGAAGCCCUCUUCAUCGAUCCGGUGUUCUUCGCAGGCUACUUUGGAACAGAUUACAGGUCCGUCGAACGACAUCCAUUACCGUUAUGGGCAACUACUUUACCUUCCGAGUCCGCGACACAAGAAUUUUGUCAUAUCCAUUACCAGCGCGUGGUAAAACUUGAACACUAUUCCAGCCCACCUGACAAUGUUCCUCUCGUCACGUCAGCCAGCGUGCCGCGGGCUGUCAAGAGAUUGCCUCCCUUGAAAGGAGUCAAUGUUGCCUUAGCUCGUACAUGCACUUCCGUCCUUCGAAAACGCUUUGACUCUGGGUUCUGGAUCUGUUUGAUUAUCGUAGACUCGACCACCGCAGAUGCCAUCCAGCAAACGAGCACUGUGUAUCAUACACCUAUAUUCGUGGCGCGUCAGACACCUUUGCAUGGCUCUGUAAAGCCUGGAACAGGCUUUGCAGGUUCGUCAACAGCUCAGCUGUCGUUGCAAACAUACGAAAAACCACCACCGUCGAAUUUCGACCGUCUCACAGCUUCUAUUAUACGCACCAACACAUUCAGCGUAGAGAAGCCAAGUAUGAUCUCACUCUGUUCGAACCCAUUGCGUUUCGCUCUGCAGGAGUUCUUAGUUUACUCAGCCGUAAUGCAUAGAUACGUCAAGCACUACGAGUACUCCUUAAAGGACCUAGACCUCGCCCUCCGGGGCGACGACAUCAACGACUUGCAAAUAUGGCGGCGGCGAGCAUUUCAGACCCUACAGAAAUUGCUCGCCAUGCACAAUUUCGUCGAGCACUGGAGCGCCGAGGAACAGCUGCUCGAGACACCCGGGGCGAAUGCAGGAGCCUGGUUAAUCAAGGACAUUCAACACCUGGUAACCGCUAUUGAACACCAUAGUAGGUCCCUAGAGGCGAUAAUUCCAGUUACGAUGGCCAUGGUUCAGCUUGUCGAUAUGCGUCGGUCGAUGGAUGAGGCUUCGCACGUAAAACAGCUGACGUAUCUCGCUCUCGUAUUCGUCCCCCUUUCUUUUGUCACUGGUAUAUUUAGCAUGUCCGAGAGCGUCUUUCCGGGGAGCAGUGGUUUUUGGCUAUACUUUGCGGUUGCUGUGCCACUUUUACUCCUCGUUCUGGGAGCGAGCUGGUUAAUACCUUUGAGAGCCUAUUUAGCUAAAAGAAAGCAGAAAGCGUUGAAAUAG
This is a messenger RNA of Daldinia vernicosa, 1470 nucleotides long. RefSeq lists its product as uncharacterized. The coding region runs from base 1 to 1470 and encodes 489 amino acids. Gene Ontology annotation, biological process: transmembrane transport; metal ion transport. Gene Ontology annotation, cellular component: membrane. The transcript has 2 exons. NCBI's taxonomy places the organism in Eukaryota, Fungi, Ascomycota, Sordariomycetes, Xylariales, Hypoxylaceae. The record is from RefSeq and is a predicted model, not a curated record. Gene Ontology annotation, molecular function: metal ion transmembrane transporter activity.